AUGGAGAACGCGCUGGCGCCAAGAGAUAGCGAAUAUGACGAGACCACGAUCUUGAGCCUUGUCACCGCGCUGUAUAAGGCGCUCAUCCAGAUCGGUGGUAUCGAAGAAUCGGACGUACUGUGGGCUCCCGCGGAAGGCCACGCGCUCGACUUUUCCUCACUGCAAGACGAUGCCAGAAUCGACAUGCGCGUAGUCUCUCUCAUGCAGAAGCUUCCAAUCAUGAGGAUGCACGAGCAGAAUCAGAUCCUGCCAUUGAUGUACGCCGUAGAUUAUCGCGACCCCGAUCACCUUGCGAUGAGCCGCGAUAUCGACAAGGCGGAAUAUUAUCAGCCACCAUAUCGGCUAAACAUGGCGAAUGCACGUCCAUCAGUCAUGGUGCUCUUUCGGGCAAGAGGUCGCGAUGACUGCACGCUACUUUUGGAUGUCGCCGAUAUCACUCAGCCAUUCCGACGCCUGCAUCACCUCCUGGUCGAAGACUACGGCUGGCCGAAUGCCUUCAAACGUGACGAGUGGAAGCGCGACGUCCCGAAUCUGGUGGAUGAAGCUCAGGAAGCCGAAAUGGCCCAUGGACUACGGGUGGCAGCAGAAUUGCGCAGACGGGCGGCCGAGGGCAAUGGUAGUGUGGUCAUUACAAAAGAGGACGCGUGGAUGGAUUUGUGA
Molecule: messenger RNA, 660 nt
Organism: Pseudocercospora fijiensis CIRAD86
Lineage: Eukaryota; Fungi; Ascomycota; Dothideomycetes; Mycosphaerellales; Mycosphaerellaceae
Exons: 3
Coding region: 1-660 (219 amino acids)
Source: RefSeq, a predicted model, not a curated record